GGCCGGCGGGCGGCGGCCGCUGGGAGUCGGGGAACCGGCCGGGCCGCGCCGCCGCUGCGGGGCCAUGAUCCGGAACGGGCACGGGGCGACCCGGGGCGCCGAGCCGCCGGGGCCGGGGGGCAGGCGCGCCGUGCGAGUGUGGUGCGACGGCUGCUACGACAUGGUGCAUUACGGCCACUCUAACCAGCUGCGCCAGGCACGGGCCAUGGGCGACUACCUCAUCGUGGGUGUGCACACCGAUGAGGAGAUUUCCAAGCACAAGGGGCCCCCGGUGUUCACUCAGGAGGAGAGAUACAAGAUGGUACAGGCCAUCAAGUGGGUGGACGAGGUGGUGCCAGCCGCUCCCUACGUCACCACGCUGGAGACACUAGACAAGUACAGCUGCGACUUCUGUGUCCAUGGCGAUGACAUCACACUGACCGUAGACGGCAGGGACACCUACGAGGAAGUGAAGCAGGCUGGGAGGUACAGAGAGUGCAGGCGCACCCAGGGCGUGUCCACCACAGACCUCGUCGGCCGUAUGUUGCUGGUGACCAAGGCGCAUCACAGCUGUGAGGAGAUGUCCUCUGAGUACCGGGAAUACGCAGACAGCUUUGGCAAGUGCCCGGGGGGACGGAACCCCUGGACGGGGGUGUCACAGUUCCUGCAGACGUCCCAGAAGAUCAUCCAGUUUGCUUCUGGGAAAGAACCCCAGCCAGGGGAGACGGUCAUCUACGUGGCUGGCGCCUUUGACCUGUUCCACAUCGGCCACGUGGACUUCCUGGAGAAGGUGCACGGCCUGGCAGAGAGGCCCUACGUCAUCGCUGGCCUGCACUUUGACCAGGAGGUCAACCACUACAAGGGGAAGAACUACCCCAUCAUGAACCUGCACGAGCGGACCCUAAGCGUGCUGGCCUGCCGGUACGUGUCGGAAGUGGUGAUCGGGGCCCCGUAUUCGGUCACAGCAGAGCUCCUGGACCACUUUAAGGUGGACCUGGUGUGUCACGGGAAGACGGAGAUCGUGCCCGACAAGGACGGCUCAGACCCUUACCAGGAGCCCAAGAGAAGGGGCAUCUUCUGUCAGAUCGACAGCGGGAACGACCUUACCACGGACCUCAUCGUCCAGCGCAUCAUCAAGAACAGGCUAGAGUACGAGGCCCGGAACCAGAAGAAGGAGGCCAAGGAGUUGGCUUUCCUGGAGGCCAGGCGUCGGCAGGAGGUGCAUCCCGAGAGGGAGAGUGACUGUGACUUCUGACCAGAGGAAGGUCACCGGAGCGCCCGGGUGCCGGCCCUCCCCCUGCUCUGCUCCCUGCGCCUUGAGGGCUUGGCUCCCGCGGUUUUAACAAAGCCUCCGGUGUCCCCUCUGACUGGCCCCGUCUCGGAAGGGCCAGAGUGGAGGACGCUGCCUCCCACCCCACCGGCCAGGUGCCCUUCCCGCUGAGCCGCACAGAGAGGGCCCGCGGCACGGUGGGGCGGCUCGGCGAACAGGGUGAGCAGAGGGCACCUGCGGCUGGAGGGGCGCUGCCCUGUGUGCCGGUGGAGGCCCGGCUCAGCUCUCCCUGCCCCCGAAGCUCCGCAGACCCAGGACGGCCCUGCUGCCCAGCUCGAGGCGGUGCCCGUUCCGCCCUUUGGAUCAUUGAAGCCAGCUUCAGGGGAGCAGAGAGCCAAGGGGGGCACCCCCUUUCCGUCUCAGGGUGCAGACCGUGCCAUCUCCUGCGUGGAUACCUGUUGACCCGUGGCACGUCCGUGGUGCCCUGGGCCUGGCUGUUGGGCACUGUGCCCCCCACUUCCCUGGCCGGCCUCGCUGCUCCCCCACAGACUGUUCUUGAUUUUGUACCUGACUGGCUGGCGCACAACCCAAUAAACCUGGUGGGAGGUG
Panthera uncia (snow leopard) is the source of this 1858-nucleotide messenger RNA. RefSeq names its product phosphate cytidylyltransferase 2, ethanolamine (gene PCYT2). Gene Ontology annotation, biological process: phosphatidylethanolamine biosynthetic process. NCBI's taxonomy places the organism in Eukaryota, Metazoa, Chordata, Mammalia, Carnivora, Felidae. The record is from RefSeq and is a predicted model, not a curated record. Gene Ontology annotation, molecular function: ethanolamine-phosphate cytidylyltransferase activity. The transcript has 13 exons. Gene Ontology annotation, cellular component: cytoplasm. Bases 65 to 1234 code for a protein of 389 amino acids.